UCACACCUCCCUUCAAGGUGAGGACUGCAAUGCCCAGUUGUACUAUUGAUGACGAUGGACCUUGAUUGAUGGGCUAAGGUCCUCUGUGUUCUCCUCAUGGUUGUCUCUUACAACUUUGGAUCUUCCAAAUCACUAUAAAGGAAGAUAGUUACUUAUCAUGAAAGGUCUUAAGGCGAUUCUUUAUUACUUCUUAGUAGAUCUCUUUACUUUGCUCUGUUGGGCACAGAGCAAAGGUGGUCAGCACUUUGGAAGCACUGUGGUGGUAUCCGAUGUAAACCUUUCAAACCAUGGAGAUUUAGGGUCGUCGGAGCCCCCUCAGACUGCUGAGGGUUGCAGAGGAUAUUUUGAUGUUAUGGGGCAAUGGGACCCUCCCUUUAAUUGCAGCUCCGGGGAAUUUCUCUACUGCUGUGGUACUUGUGGCUUCAGAUACUGCUGUAAGUUCAAACAAGCCAAACUGGACCAGAGUAUAUGCACUAACUACGACAGACCGAACUGGCUAGCUCCUGGAAAGACUCCCCCAAAGAUUGAUGAUCCUCUGCUUGAUCCCAAUAGGGAUAAAGCUAACCUGAUUGUCUAUAUCAUAUGUGGAGUAGUAGCUGUCAUGGUCCUUGUUGGAAUUUUCACCAAACUCGGUCUGGAGAAAGCUCAUAGACCGCAGAGGGAAAAUAUGUCAAGGGCUCUCGCUGAUGUGAUGCGACAACAGGGUCAUUGCACAGCAGACCACAUGGAAAGAGAUGCAAACCUCGUCGUUCAUGUGCAGCAUUAUGAAACCAUGCCCAGAUCAUCCGCAAAUAAUUUACCUAAACGCCAUAUCAAUGAUACCCCUACCCAUCUGUGCCGAAUCACUCCCGACCUGGUUAUUGGGAGAGCUCCUACAGAUACAUCAAAGAUAAACAAUGUUGUUCCAACAUCUCCGCAUCUCCCCCAGAUGGCUCAUCCUCAUUCCUAUCCCACAAUGGGACAGAUUUCAAACCCAUAUGAACAGCAGCCUCCUGGAAAGGAGUUAAACAAGUAUGCUUCGCUGAAGGCCGUUGCUGAGAAAGGGAAUGAUGACUUCUACUCCAAGCGACGACAUCUUGCAGAACUAGCAGCAAAGGGAAGCCUUCCCCUACAUCCAGUCCGUAUGGAACAAGACAGCCCAGUGGGUGGCACUUUAAAAUUAAACGGGCAGAAAUCCAAAGUCAACAAAAUACACACACAUCCUUUGUCCUCAACGUACAACCCUGACUACAAAACCUGGGAUCACACUGAGCAUUCCCUACGGCGACAGGCCUAUGCAACUAAGAAGCAUUGCCCAGUGGAAUCCGUUAAUGAACAGAUUCCAUCGCAGAAUCAGCAUUACAUUCCACCACAGCCAUACUUUGUAACAAACAGCAAAACAGAGGUAACUGUCUGAAAUAUAAUAAUCAACCCCUAAGGACAAAAAUCACAGAAGAAACGUUAAUAGGAUUCAGUACAGUCCUUGUAGAAGAUUGAAACGUGUGCUUUUGGUAUUCAAUGUUCAGCAAUACAGAAACUGAAUGGAAAGGAGAGACUUCAUUUUUACUUCACAAUGAAGAAUAAAAGAAAACACUUUUGCUUACUGUUUUUUUUAACUAGAAAUUCAAGUUUAUGAUAAAGAAGUAGCACAAUCAACAGAGCCUCCAUCUUGGCAAAAUCACUUAAGGAUGAAAGAACACAAAUUACGAUGGACAGGUCCAUGAGCAAAUAUUUUUGUAUAAAAGAAAGGGAAAUACCGUUACAAGAACUCUUCUCAUUACCGUUAUUUUGCACAUCUGUGAAAACCCAUUAGAAGACAGGCCUUUCCAUCCUUAAGAAGCAAAAAAAAAAAUAUCUCGAAGAACCUUAAAAGACUGUUACAUUAAAAAGGGAAUGGGGGCUUUCUUAUUGGUGGAAAGUCCCACGCUAAUAUGGAAAUAAUUACAAAAGAAAUUUAAAAGUUUUUAUAAAAAAUAAAGUUAAAAAAAAUAAAUGAAAGAGAUAACUUUCAAGAAAAAUCAGAAGUAAAUAUAUGGAUUUUUCAUUUGAGGAAAAAGUUUGGAAGAUAGAAAAUCCACAUGUUCUUCCUUUCGUGGCAUUCCACAAACUAAGCAGAGAGGGUUAACACUUGGCGCUGUCUGCUAUAACUUCUUAUUCAGUCAAUGUUUUGCCUAUUUCUACUUGCUUAUGACUGAAAAACAUACUAUGUGGGCGGUGCCUUUAAUGUAUUUCUAUUGUUCAAUGAAAAGUCUUGUUUUUCAAAGUGAACCUUUGAUCUUUUAGCUUAUUUCCUUUGCUGAGUACUAGUCUUUCUUUUAAAACACAGCUCAAAAAUUGUUAACAAAUUUCAGUCUUGUUUGACAUUUCUCCUAACUAUAAUUGCAACGUCUGGUCGAUUCCAUGUUUUUUCAGGUAAUAUAUUUGCCUAAAUGCCUUUCAAUUUCUUAUUGUUUUUAAUUGUACCAUUUGACCAGAAAGUAUUUUUUGUUCUUACAUUCCUUGGGUCAUUUUUGUGAAUGUUUUGCAUCACGUUUGCAUGGGGGGGGGCUGCCAGACUGACAAAUUAUUAUUUUUGUUACAUUUGAUUUAUAGAGCUCCAGCAGAUUCCGUAGCGCUAGUACAAUAA
This is a messenger RNA of Spea bombifrons (plains spadefoot toad), 2605 nucleotides long. It is a transcript of the gene SHISA9, whose product is annotated as shisa family member 9. NCBI's taxonomy places the organism in Eukaryota, Metazoa, Chordata, Amphibia, Anura, Pelobatidae. The record is from RefSeq and is a predicted model, not a curated record. Gene Ontology annotation, cellular component: AMPA glutamate receptor complex; postsynaptic density; dendritic spine membrane. The coding region runs from base 158 to 1396 and encodes 412 amino acids. The transcript has 5 exons. Gene Ontology annotation, biological process: regulation of short-term neuronal synaptic plasticity; regulation of AMPA receptor activity.